Molecule: messenger RNA, 4251 nt
Organism: Pangasianodon hypophthalmus (striped catfish)
Lineage: Eukaryota; Metazoa; Chordata; Actinopteri; Siluriformes; Pangasiidae
Gene: picalma
Product: phosphatidylinositol binding clathrin assembly protein a
Exons: 25
Coding region: 532-2790 (752 amino acids)
Biological process (GO): clathrin-dependent endocytosis; clathrin coat assembly; synaptic vesicle budding from presynaptic endocytic zone membrane
Cellular component (GO): extrinsic component of presynaptic endocytic zone membrane; clathrin-coated pit; clathrin-coated vesicle
Molecular function (GO): clathrin heavy chain binding; phosphatidylinositol-4,5-bisphosphate binding; 1-phosphatidylinositol binding
Source: RefSeq, a predicted model, not a curated record
AUAUCUAUGGUUACAUCAAGCAUACAAGCCUUGGGAUGAUCCAGUGAGAAGAGGAAAUAGGCCCGCCAUUUUCCUGCGAGCCUCCAGUCCUUUUAAAAGCCAGCGAGGGGAGGCGAGGAGAAGAGGAGCCAGUCAGAGAGAGGAAAAGGGGGAAGUUAUAAAGAGAGAGGGAGAGAAAGAGAGAGGGAGAGAGAGGGUACAUGAGCAGGGGGUUGUGGAGAGGACGGGUUUUUUGUAAUAGAAGAGGAAACCUUUGGUAUGUAGCUAAGUUCCUAUCUCUUGCUCAUUUGACUUGUGAAGAACAUACAGAACGAGCUACCAUUUAAAGCGGUUCAAGCUGUAAGCAGCUACCAGAACGCUUUAGCUAGUUAGCUAGCUACAAUUUUUUCCUCAGCCGUCAUUCUUUUCUACUUUCCUCUGCUCGUUUUUUAUUAGUGAGGUGGAGGAAGAGGGAACACAUCCAGGGACGAGAGCAUCACCGGUGGAUAAAAUUAGUCGUUUUGGGUGCUUUUUUUGUAUACAACUGCUAAAAUGUCUGGCCAAAGCAUAACGGACAGGAUAACCGCAGCGCAGCACAGUGUCACCGGCUCAGCAGUGUCCAAAACGGUGUGCAAAGCGACCACACAUGAAGUCAUGGGGCCCAAAAAGAAACACUUGGACUAUCUGAUUCAGUGCACGAAUGAGAUGAAUGUGAACAUCCCUCAACUGGCGGACACGCUGUUCGAACGCACCACCAACACCAGCUGGGUGGUCGUGUUCAAAUCCCUCAUCACCACACACCACCUCAUGGUCUAUGGCAACGAGAGAUUUAUUCAGUACCUGGCUUCCAGGAAUACAUUAUUCAACCUCAGUAAUUUUUUGGACAAAAGUGGCUUACAGGGCUAUGACAUGUCCACUUUCAUCCGACGGUAUAGCCGUUAUCUUAAUGAAAAGGCUGUGUCCUACAGACAGGUUGCUUUUGACUUCACUAAAGUGAAGAGGGGGGCAGAUGGUGUUAUGAGAACCAUGAAUACAGAGAAGCUGCUGAAGACCCUCCCCAUCGUCCAGAAUCAGAUGGACUCACUUCUUGACUUCAAUGUAAAUGCAAACGAACUCACAAAUGGAGUCAUUAAUGCCGCCUUCAUGCUCUUGUUUAAAGACGCCAUCCGGCUAUUUGCUGCAUACAACGAAGGGAUCAUCAACUUGCUCGAGAAGUACUUUGAUAUGAAGAAAGCCCAGUGUAAAGAAGGACUUGACAUCUACAAGAAAUUCCUCACCCGUAUGACGAGAAUCUCAGAGUUCCUCAAAGUUGCUGAGCAAGUGGGCAUUGAUCGAGGCGAUAUACCAGACUUGUCUCAGGCCCCUAGUAGUCUCCUGGAUGCACUGGAGCAGCACUUGGCAUCACUAGAGGGAAAAAAGGUGAAGGACUCUACAGCAGCCAGCAGGGCCAGCACACUGUCCAACGCCGUGUCCUCUCUGGCAAACACGGGCAUAUCUUUCACCAAAGUGGAUGAGAGGGAAAAACAGGCAGCCCUAGAGGAGGAACAAGCUCGUUUAAGAACACUUAAGGAGCAGCGCCUGAAAGAACUCUCCAAAAAGCCUUCCACAUCCUCAACCACAGCUGCCUCUCCAGUAUCCACAGCAUCUGGCAGCAUCAGCACCGCUCCAGCAAUCGACCUGUUCUCCACACCCAGCUCCACCAACGGUGCUGCAAAGGUGCCAAAUGAUCUGCUGGAUCUCCAGCCAGCAUUCCAGCCAUCUCUAGCUCUCCCCACUGCUCUGCCUGUAGCUAACACAUGGGGAGAUCCUUUCACUUCUUCAGAGAGUGUCGAUGACUCCAUUCCAAACUUAAAUCCUUUCCUUUCCAAACCUGUCGAUGCUGUUCCUCCACCUCCUCUGUCUUCAGAUGCUGUUAGUUUUCCUUCUAGGACUCCCAGUCAUGAAAUGUUUAGUGAUCAUUACAAUCCCUUUCUUGAUUCAAGCUCUUCUGUUGCCUGCACUCUUGAGCCCUGUACGCGGAUAGAGGGCUUUCUCUCAGACUCGUUCUGUUCUCCAGCCCCCUACUCUAACACCCCACUGUUCCACUCCGAGCCUUCCGCUGUAGCUGGACUAUUUGGAGGGUUUACAGCAUCUCCCAUCCCUCAGCCAGCAAGCUCCUCUGGCCUUAACGUUGACUUUGACUCUGUGUUUGGCAAUAAAUCCACUGCUAACAGCACAGACGCUGCUGGUAAGAUCUGGGCCUUGGCUUUGCAUGGCAUGCAUGACUUUGAUGAUGUUUUAGGUGGUAUCCUGAAACCCACAGUAGCUUCUCCGAGCCAGAGCAUGCCACCCAGUGCCCAACAGCCUGGUAAACUGGUGUCUGAUGACCUGGACUCCUCUCUGGCCAACCUUGUAGGCAAUCUGGGUAUUGGAAAUGGCACAACAAAAAAUGACAUCCACUGGAGUCAGCCUGGUGAGAAGAAGCUAACUGGUGGAACCAACUGGCAACCAAAGACGGCUCCGACCACAACAUGGAACCCUGCCAGUAUGAAUGGCAUGCAUUUCCCACAAUACGCACCGUCCGUCAUGGCUUUCCCUGCCACGACACCCACAGGCAUGAUGGGAUAUGCAAUGCCAGCACAGAUGGUUCCCGUGACCAUGAUGACACAACCUACCAUGAUGUACACGCAGCCUGUGAUGAGGCCGGCUAACCCUUUCGGCCCAAUCUCAGGAGCACAGCCCUCGGCUGCCUCUAGUCCCUCCAGUCAGAGUCCUCUCAGACCUCCAGGACAGGACCCCUUUGCACAGCUUUCUCUCAAGGAAUUCCUUUAGGGACACUUUUAGAUGCAGUUCAUGUGAAGCCGCAGCGAGUGUUGGAUGCCUGAGGACGGAUCACGCAGUCCCCAAUCUCAAACCUUUAAUCUGUCCCCAGUUCACUGUUUGACUCUGCGCUAAGCGCGUGGCCCCAGUACUGGCCCGGACAGGAAGCAGGGUGGGUGGGUGGGUUUUGUGGUAAAGGGGUGGCGUAUGAUAAGAGACAUUAGGCAGUCUAGCAAGUCUUUUGUAAUUUGUCUAACAGUAACAGCUGCAGGUGUUUUUCCCCUGGACCAGACUGUUCCUGACUGACUAGCAUCUGUAAAGCCACACGGGUAAUUUCAAGGUAGGGAAGAGGGUGUAAAGAAAUAGUGGGAACAUUAAACAUUUCUAACUUGAAUAAGAGACCAGGGUGGGGCUGGCAUUAUUAUUAUUAUUAUUUUUUCUGAUCAGCCAUCAUGAUUUCCCUAAUUUAACCAUCAUCCUUUAGAAAUGGUGACUUCUGUUUCUAGUAUGAUUUUUUUUAUUCUUUUUUUUUUCCUCCAUGUUAUUACAUUUGCAGUAGACAUUCCUUGUGUAUUGUUUGUAUUUAUUUAUGAUCUACCCACUGAAGACAUGACAGAAAAAUGAUGACCUUAUCAAUCUCUUCCUUAAUGGGAAGUGUGUAGGAAUGAAUAUGCUUUCAUGUGUAUGAUUGAAGAAUUAGAUUUUGAAAGUGAGUGUGGUAAAGAAAUAUGGUAAAGAAAUGAGAAAAAAAAAAAUCAAACCACCUGUAAACUGAAUCACAGAGCACUAAGUAUUCUUUGAACCCCGUUCCUUCUCUAGUGCAAUUAUUUGAAGUACACAAACUCACCCCCUGCAUUUUGUAAGGGAAAUGGGAGGAGAAUACACAAUUUAUUAAUUCACAUGGUUAAUUCUGUGCCUAGGGUAUUUUUUUGUUGUUUUUUUUUUCUUCCAAGGGAACAUUUAUCAGACUGGUAUCACUACAUUUGUGAUUCUGCAGCAUUGCGUAGGGGAGGAGCUGUUUUGCUUUAUGCUUGGCAUGUCAUUAUUUUACAUUGGCAGUUACACAGCUGCCUUUCCAACUUGAAUGUGCAAAGUAGCCUUCAUGCUUGGGCCAUCUUUCUUCCACUGGCACUAGGGGCAGCCUUCACUGACGUAAGAGAACAGGGAAAUGGGUGUAUAUGUCACAGGUUGCCAUCAUCAGGGUGGGGUUGUUAGUGUCUUUGUAAAUUAACAGUAGGAGCAGUAGAACAUGGGAAAGAAAAGCGCUGUUGAUCGGUGCUUUGUGUAAAUAAACCCAAACCCUGUCCAAUAGGGGAGGGUGUGAAAGAUGGUCCCAAUAUGAAGUGAUUCUUUCCAUUGAUUUAGCAUACUUGCUGCAUUGUCCCUGCAGAUUCUAUUUUUGUUUAUAACUAUAUAAAAUGUAUGUGAGCAGAACUUGGUUGAUUUUCAAAUAAAAGAGCAGCUUCCACAAGA